UGGGGAAGGACCUGGCGUGUUGCUGGUAUUUAAGGCAUUCUAUCAAUACGGUUGUACGUUCAAAUUAAAUAGAUCUAAUUGGCUAGAUCAGGUAUCGCCUGGAAAACGCGGGGGCUGUAUGCAGUGAGAGUAGCAUCGAAGAUACAGUCCAUAUACCAAGGGGGUGGCACGUAUAUAUAGUACACCAACCGAUAUUUAUGUAGGUAGCACUCACAAAUACAAAUACUUGGUUGCGGCGUCCCCUUUUCGCCUUCGAGGCUUGUUACUUCGCUCAGAUGCACUCGACGAAAGAAGUAGCACUCGAAUCCGGGAUGGAGGUUGCCCCAGAUCAUGCGAUCCCCGAGGUCGUUCCCCCGCAGCAUACUCACUAUAAAGGAUAUGAUAUAUCGCAAUGGCAGAAUGACAACGGCUCCGAAAAAAGGAUAUCUGGGUUGAGGAGGGAAACGUUCUGGUUGCUGGUAACACUAUGUGCCGUAGUUUCGUUGGCGCUCGGUCUAGGAAUGGGGUUGGGUCUGGGCUUGAGGAAUAAUAAUAAUGUUAAUAACACAGGAAAAGACGCGGACAGCGCAUCCAUAAGCAAUGCGAAUACCCUAUCAGCGUCCCUUACUACCUCGACGUCCGCACACAACUCCGUAGCUGCCGAAUCCGCCGACUCGGUUACCACCGCAACACCUACAUCCACAUCCACCAGCAGUACUAGGAGCUCAGGGACGACCUCGAUCGCGUCAUCAACGAUAACAUCGGUGGUAGAUUCUGGGUGUCCCGAUAUAAAUGGCACGACGACGUCGAUGUCGACAAACGGAAUAAAUAUAAUAUACAGGUUUUACUGCAAUAGCGACUUGACGGGAACGGACCAAGCAGCGUUGGUUACGAACUCGCUCGACGAGUGUGUCAGGUUAUGCGAUUCGCUAAACUGGAUGGAGAAGCGUAGAGACGUCGGCUCGGUCUGGAAUGAGAAAGGUGUUGUUGGACAGAAAGCUGGGUCGUGCUGGUGUAAAGGAGGCUCUAAUAUUCAGGUUACAGCGAAAUCUGGUAUCGUGGUAGCAAGUGCGCUGCCAUAGAGUAAAGCGGAAGAUGUGAUGUGCGGAAUAAUGAAAUAGAAG
Molecule: messenger RNA, 1103 nt
Organism: Annulohypoxylon maeteangense
Lineage: Eukaryota; Fungi; Ascomycota; Sordariomycetes; Xylariales; Hypoxylaceae
Exons: 2
Coding region: 276-1061 (261 amino acids)
Source: RefSeq, a predicted model, not a curated record